Messenger RNA from Pocillopora verrucosa, 6289 nucleotides. The record is from RefSeq and is a predicted model, not a curated record. Lineage: Eukaryota; Metazoa; Cnidaria; Anthozoa; Scleractinia; Pocilloporidae.
GAUCACUGACAUUUAACAAAUUUCCGACAAGAUGGCAACUGCUCCUGUUUCGCCACUAGCAAGCUCUAUGGAGAAAACAAAUGGAGCUAAGCUCAGCAGACUUCUCAUUGAUGGUGGAACAACAGUUCUGAGGACCAUUUUUGAUGGCUAUCACCCACCGGCUAAUCUUUCUACUAGUCUCAAUGCCAACUACUCAACCCUUCAAUCCCUCUUAAAGAAAAAGGUCCUGCGUGCAGCUCAGUGGAAAAAACUGUUUCCAUCUGGCGGAGUAACACCAGACUCAAACACGUUUGACAUCACUCUCUUGUUUCUUCUUCUCACCAACAUUUGCGGACUUUCCCCUCCUCUCUCGGGGUGGCAUUCCAUGCCAUCUCCGAGUGACAACUCCCUUGAGGCAAACCUUGCUCGGGUAAAGGUCUUCCGCAAUGAGUUGUAUGGUCACGUGUCCACUACUGCUAUUGACACGCCCACUUUCUCUGUUUUAUGGCAGGAUAUAAGUACUGUCCUUGUUGCCCUUGGCUUGGAUAAGGUAGCCAUAGAGAGAUUAAAACUAGAGCACUCUGGAGAGGAAGACUAUAUUGAAAUAUUAAGAGAAUGGGCGAAAAGUGAAGAGGAUACCAAGUCGCAGCUGAAGGAUAUCUCACAAUCUCAGACUGAGGUAGCACAAACUAUCGCCGAAUUGCGUCAGGCUCGUCUUGAGGACUCCAAGGAGCUGGAAGAAAUGAAAAAUACAGUUAUCAAAACUUGGCAAGCCGUCGAGGAUCGUAGAAGAAGGGACAAAGAGGAUGAAAUUCUCAAAGCACUCGCAAAGAUUGACACAGGAAAAGAUGUCGAAUAUCAUUCAGAACGAUAUCAGGAAGGAACUCGUUUGUCUAUUUUGACAAAAGUGCAGGAUUGGAUGGAUGACAGAAGUUCUGAGAAUCGUGUUUUGGUAAUCAGCGGACAGGCUGGUAUGGGAAAAUCUGUGAUCUCUGCAGUUGUCUGCAAAAGAAUGCUAAGAGCUAACAGACUAUCUGGAAGCCAUUUUUGUCAACAUGGCAAGGCACGCCGCAGGAAUCCUAAAGUGAUGCUUCAGUCUUUGGCUUGUCAGCUGUCUGACAUUAUUCCAGAAUACAAGAGUGCCAUUCUGGAAGUACUGUCAAGAAAUUUAGGGGGAGAUCUAAACAGCAUGGAAGUUAGCGAUCUCUUCGAAUUGCUGCUCAUGGAACCUCUUUCUAAAGUCAAAGACCCAGGAAGUAACAUCCUAAUGGUAAUAGAUGGCUUGGACGAGAGUGAAUACCAAGGCCGCAACGAAUUGGUUGAUGUGAUUGCUAAUAACUUUUGCAAACUCCCAGCGUGGUUUCGAUUUCUUGUGACAACCCGUCCUGAAAUCAACAUCGCCGAUAGUCUUAGGGUUUUGGAGCCUCUGCAGCUUGAACCAAGUGAUAAUGAGAACUUACAAGACAUCCGUCAUUAUCUUAACAGGCGUCUAAGCCAAUCUGGGCAGUUCGAAAUCCAAGAGGAUGUUUUGAAUUAUCUUGUGGAAAAGUCAGAAGGAGUGAUGUUAUUUUCUUACUUUUUAGUUGAAUUUGUAGGCAAAAUCGAGGCCGUUCUUACCACAGAGCUGCUGGAGAACGAUUUGCCAUCUGGUAUUUCAUCCGUUUACGAGUCCUAUUUCAAACGUUUAGAGCAAGAACUUGUAAAGGAACUGGAGAUUAAGGACGAGCAUUUUUUUGCUUUCCUAAGUGCAGUUACAGCUUCGAGAGAGCCAUUACCAGUUGCUUUUGUCGCAAAAUUGUUCCAGUUGGACACCAGGACAUCAGUUGGCAAACGGAAAGUUAAAAGGGCAAUUUCUUGCAUUUCAACUCUUCUGCUGGUUGAGGAUGAAAGGGUCAAGUUCUUCCACAAAUCAGUCAAGGACUGGUUGACCGUUACUUCCUCGUAUGGACAGCACGACUUUGCAUUAGAUUUGAAUGAAGGUCAUAGUAUCCUUUCUAAACUUUGCCGUGAGGAACUCGAUCAAAUUAAGGAUCGUGGUGUUAUUGAUCGAAAAUUUUGCGACUCUGAAACAUAUUCCCUACAACACGGUGUCACACACAUGCUUGAGGAUGCAAGGUCACCGAAUAGUAAAGAAUUGGUGAGGUUGUUUGUCUUGGACUUGGAACUCGUUUACGCUAAACUCUGUGUGGAUCACGCAACGGCAGCCGACGACAUUGUACGUUGUCAGAAACAGGACAUUUUGUCAGUGCUCCCUGAAGAAAGUAAAACUCACUUGGAUGACUUAUUGCUUUUGUUGAGAAAGUACCACGAAAGUUUUAAAUAUUUUCCUCAUGCAUUUCUGCAAACCGUGUUGAAUGAGGGAGAAGCGAGACUUUCUUCCCAGGCAUCAAGUCUUCUGAGUAAGAAAUUUCCCGAUAUUACUUUCAUGGAGUUCAUUUACAAGGAUGUUCAUGAGGAGGCUCCCAAAGCUGUUUUUCAAUGUUCAGCUGCAGUGGUCUGUUUUGAUGUGUCGCCGCAGUCUGACUACAUGGUGUGUGAAUGUAAAGAUGAGAUGCUUUACUUGUGGUCGCUUCGCACCGGCAAAUUAGAAUGGAGACGUCCCUGCAAAAUAAAGAAACAAUAUUCACAUGGCAAUUUCACGUAUCGAACGUCGCCUUCCUCUGAUGUCUUCUCGUGCUACCGUUCGGUUGUUUUUCAUCCUUCAAAGGAAGUUGUCCUACCAGGAAUUCUUAGUUCAGCCUAUUCGAUUGAUGGAGAUCUGAAACCACUUUUUCCAAGAAGUAACUGCAUAUUCACAGUUUCUUCACUGUUGAAUGCAAACGGCGAGGUCCGGUUUGUAACAAAUUUUCCGGAUGACACCAAGUGUAUUAUUCUGUGGAGUCUUGAAAAUGGUUCUCAGGUUGCUAGUAUUCACAGGGAUGAAGAUGUUUUAUCGUUUGCUUGCUCUCUUGAUGGGAGGAUGCUGGCAGUUUCCCAUACGUCCGGCUCGAUUUGUUUGAUUGACACAAUAAACGAGUUUAGAAUACUGGCAGAAAUAAACAUUCCAAGCGUUUGUGGGAUAAUCAAGUUCUCCCCUGACCAUCAGUUCCUCUUUUGUUGGCACGAAAGUCAUGCACGACGUCAUGACGUUUAUCGGCUGAGCGUCAAACGUAUCAACCAAGACACAUUUUCGCUUGGUGUUUCUUGUGACGUUUCAUAUAAACCCUGGGAGUAUGAAACUGCCAGUAAAGCUGGAUUUUUGUUAGGAGAUCCUCUUUGUUGUAUCUAUGAGAACGUCUUUGGUCGCUCAUUUCUUGUAGAACGAGCAUUUGUCUUUGUCCUUUCUGAGGAAAUUGUCUUGAGGCGCUUUCCUGAAGGUCGUUCAGUGGCAAUGUUCAGUGUGGAUGAGAUAAGUAGCUUCACCAAUUCAGCACAUCACCCACACUUAUCUAGAGCCAUAAAGAUGGCGUUUUCGCUAAAUGGAGAGAUUCUCUAUGUGAUUUCCGAAGUUACAGCUGGAAGAGAAGUAAUGGCUUGGAACGUUCGAUGGGAAAACCUCACAGCAAGAAUGAUGAUUGGAAGGACAAGAAGGGAGUGCCUUACGCCUGUAGCGGAAGGCGUAAUUAUCGCCAAAGACUGUGGUUGUCCCGAACUGUGGGAUUUUGAGUUGUCUAGAUGUAUCCGUUCUUGGUCACGGGUGUGCAACAUUACCGAUGUGAUUCCCCUGUCAAGAGAUCACGUGGCAUGUGUAGGGGCUUAUGAUAAAGAGGUGAUUAUCCUGGAUUCGAGAAGCACAGGCGUAAAGGCACGCAUCCCAUUUUUUCGUGACCAAUAUGAAUCAACCAUUGAAACGUUGGGGAGAGAGGCCAUCGCAUGUAACAGCAAAUACGAAGUACUGUCCACAGACCGAAAAUCCAUUCAGCUGUCGAAUAGUGAAGGUAUUAUCUGGGAAAAGGAAUGGAACGAUUCUCUGUUGUGUGGCUACAGUCUCCCAGGAAUGUUCUCGCCAAAAGAGGAAUUUGUAUUAUUCUCGGCGAAACGCAAUGAUUGUGAUGAUCAGGAGGUAUUUGUUCUCGAAGCCUCUUCCGGGAAAGAACAUUCCAUUGUCUGUAGAGGUGCUUCGUUUUUUGACUGUAAGUUCGUCAGUGAUGAGGAAUGUGUCAUUGAUUUCGAAGAUACCUUACCGCAUUUCGGUCUUCGUCUAUUCAAUAUCAGGAGCGGUGAUCUACUCUGUGUGAUGGAGAGGGUGUUCAGAACGCAUUGUCUCGCAACCUGUCUGCUGAACCAUGCGAUCGCAAUUGACGUAAGCGUAGGCUCUGAGAAAAAUUUCAGAAUUAUCCUGGUAAACAACCUUCCAAGUGAAGAAGAUAAGAAGAACAAAAUGGUACCAAAGAAGCAGCUGUAUGAAUAAGAGUGAAGUGAUGGAUGAAUUGCAGACUCUGUCGUGGGAGCCCUCCGGGCAGUCGGUACUGCUUGGUCAGCGUUAAAAACGAGAGACGAGCGCACAGUAAAUCAGGAGCCAUACGGAGAGAAAUGUCUUCCUCUUGCUUUCACGGACACACACCAUACCAGAUAAUUUACGAACAGCCCUACCAGGCGCUGGAGGGGCAAAUGGACUAGUCAGUCCUAUUCUGUAGUUUUGUUAUGUCUAUAAUUGUUGUUUCUACCUAUAUUUCAAGGGGUGUCCGCUUUUUUUUUAUCUGGAAGCUUUUUCAACAUCGCUGUCACAGUGAAAUUAGUAUAGGUGAUAACAUGAUUUCGACUGCGAUUUGGUCCAAAUAAGCACGAGUAAAUUUUUCAAAGACAACAAAAUUGCAUGAGCCCGUAGUCUUUGAAUAAUUUACAAAUGCUUACUACACCAAAUUGCAAGAGAAAUCAUGUUAUUACUUGCUAAUAAUGUAGGUGACAAAACAUCACAGAAAGUCAGGACAGAAAAGAUUCUGAAAGCGUUUGCGCGCUAUAUGUAAUUUACACUCGUGUUAUAACUUUGCACUCGUGUUACAUGAGAAUGCACUCAUUUUCAGCCAAUCAGAAGCCCGUAAUAUUUUUUUGGACAUCAUUAAGUAUUGUUAUCGAUUAUUAGUCACUCAAGAAAGAAGUUUAGUGUAACUAGUCAAUGACUAGUUUUUCUCGCUGUAAAACUAAAUUACAGUUUUGAGACUAAAUUCGAGAUUUUUCCGAUUAGAGUUUAAAGAAGACGGCGCAACCGUUCAGAACAGAUUGUUAUAAUUAUUUGAAGACAACCCCCAGAUUAAGAAACUAAAGCUUACUUUUUAAAGUUCGUGAUUUGUAAUCGCGUAUUUUUUUUUUUAUACAUUUGCGUCGUUUAAAUCCUUUUUUUUUAUAUGUAAAACUGUGAAAACGUAUGUCGGUAUGAAUUGUCCAUGAGUUUAAGAAUACAUAUCUUUAGUGAGUCUUUAAUCUAUAGUUAUUUGUAAUUUAAAGCCAUCAUCAGAUUUUUUAAUUUGGCGAGUUCUUAUUCAUAUGAUUGUGAUUUGUGCGCGAAGUAACCAGGUAUCACAGGGUGCUACUGCUGUACACAAGUUUGGGAACCUCUUGCCUUUAUUUGGAUUUACGGUAUCCUACAAACCAUAGAACCGACUGGUUUGACUGAUGUAUCAGUAGAGACUCUAUUUUAGAGGAGUAGCUUUCACGGUGACCGAAACAGAUGCUAGUUAAACAUUGUAGUUGUCAUUAGGAUGUGCCAUUAGGAUGCUCUAAGGAUUGUUACAGAAUUAUUUGCUUUGUUUGAGGUUUUAUUCUAACCUUUGAAUCUUGUACUCUGGGUCAAUGAUUUUGCAAUUUACCGUACCACAUACGUUCAUCUUAGGUCCCCUUUUUCAAUGGAGGUCGAAAAUUCUAUAACUUGUACGAAUCGAAGUAAAAGUGUAAUUGCUUCGUUAGAUGUUUUAGGUUCUUAGCAAGAAUUAAGUAAAUUGCUCCUGCCAUCAUUUCAUUGCAUAAAUGUUUGUUAACCGUGCCAGACUUGAACUUUAGUUUGUUUCCGAAUUAUUUUGGGGGUUUCAUCAGUUGCUAAUUGGUGAUGGUCAUAUUAGGUUUUGUCGGAUGAAAACGAGCUCUGCGUAAAAUUUUGGGUUCCCAUUACGCUUUUGAAGUAAGCUGGUUCAACAUUAUUGCCUCACUAGAGGGCUAUAGAGAAGACUGAAUUUUUUUACCUUUUUAUAUCAUAUGUUUUAUGCACUGAUCGAACUGGACACUUCCCCGGUAAACGUGAUAACUUGACCUAACAAAAUACCUUAGCGUGGUCUGCUCAUAUCCAAUGUUGACGUAUGUGUUAGAUUGUGAUUAAGGCUUUCGUUACGCUGGAAAA